Molecule: messenger RNA, 825 nt
Organism: Mesocestoides corti
Lineage: Eukaryota; Metazoa; Platyhelminthes; Cestoda; Cyclophyllidea; Mesocestoididae
Source: the annotation of a GenBank genome assembly
AUGCUGCUAGUAGGUUUAGGUAAUCUUACACCCUAUAUGAUGUCAUAUUUAAAAAUACGUGUUGAUCCAAAUCUUGAUCCUGGCUCAGCAGUCUGGAUUUCUGCCAUUGCGCUAGCAAUGCAAGGCCUGUCUAUGCCGCUAGGUGGCGCUGCGGCACCAAAAAUAGGCUACAGAGCUGUCGUCAUCAUUGGAUCUUUAAUAAACAGUGGAAGCGUUAUUCUUACAUACUUCACGAUUCAGAAGGGCUUUAUUUACGUCGUUAUAACGUAUGCUGUCACCCUUGGUUUUGGAUUUGGUCUAUCCUAUGCCAUUAUUUUCUCGGUUGCUGCAUCAUGGUUUCCUGCUCGCAGAGCACUCAUCGUUGGAUUGAUUGUCGGUGGAUUCGGUUUAGGUGCACUAGUCUUUACUCCGAUACAAACUAUGUAUAUAAAUCCUGAUAAUGUAAUGAUUAAUAAUGCUUCGAGACUCUUUGAAAACGAUGCUCUCCUAGACAGGGUUCCUUCUGCUUUCCUGAUGCUGGGAGGCUCUCUUGCAGCCCUACAAUUCAUCGGCAUUUUGCUCCUCCGUCAAAAACCUGAAACCACGCCCAAGGCAAGCGCACAAACAGAUGACUCAGGAACCAAAAGGGAGCUGACGUCAUUGGUUCAGUCGGGCGAUGCGACUGACGAAAGGCAGGGCACAGGUGACGAAAAGGCACAAACCUCGGACAAACUCAGGGAGGCAAGAAUGCGUUUGAGACGUAAAAGCUCACUGGCGAUGGCUCACUCCAAUAUCGCUAAUCUAUCUCCCAUUCGCGAUAUGAAAGAUGUGGAAGAACCCCCGUGA